UCGGCAUGGGACUCGGGCACCAGAAACCGUGGCGGCGGCGCCUGGAGGGGGACCAGGGCAGCCGGGAGGUGAGGGGAGCCGCCUAGAGGGGAACGGACGCAGGGAGAGGUCGCCAAGUGCGGCCUUGGGACGGGCGCGCCGGUCGACUCAGUGCCAAACAGGGAGAGCCCAUUACGUGACUCUGUCCCGAGGGCCCCGGCUCCCAGCCCUUGGACUGCGCUAAACUGGGCGUUGUGAGCCGGCAACGGGUGCGCUGUUGAACUUUGUUUCCUCUAGAGCGUGGAUCUCGGAGCCCUCCAGGCAGCUGCUUGCCUUGAGAAAUGCUGGAGGCUGGGCGGGGGCCCAAGCCCGGGAACCUGUUCUUCCUGUUUCCUGCCUCAGUCCCAGUAGCUGGUCCAGGCCUGUGCAUAUGUGAGUGAAGAACUGGAGCAGGCGCUGAGCAUCCUCACCACACCAAGAGCAGGAGCUGAUCAGGUCCAGGGCAAUGGCAGAAGACCUGGACCCCUGGAAUAGUACCGUCAAUGGCACCUGGGAGGGGGACGAACUGGGCUACAAGUGUCGCUUCAACGAGGACUUCAAGUAUGUGCUGCUGCCCGUGUCCUAUGGCGUGGUGUGCGUGCUUGGGUUGUGCCUGAACGUCGCGGCUCUCUACAUCUUCCUGUGCCGCCUCAAGACUUGGAACGCCUCCACCACCUACAUGUUUCACCUGGCAGUUUCUGACUCUCUCUACGCAGCCUCCCUGCCGCUGCUGGUUUAUUACUACGCCAAGGGUGACCACUGGCCAUUUAGCAUAGUGCUCUGCAAGUUGGUGCGUUUCCUCUUCUACACCAACCUCUACUGCAGCAUCUUCUUCCUCACCUGCAUCAGCGUGCACCGGUGCCUGGGGGUCCUCCGCCCUCUGCACUCCCUGCGCUGGGGCCGUGCCCGCUAUGCCCGCCGAGUGGCUGCGGUUGUGUGGGUACUGGUGCUCGCCUGCCAGGCACCCGUGCUCUACUUCGUCACCACCAGCGUACGGGGGACUCGAAUUACCUGCCAUGACACCUCAGCCCGCGAGCUCUUUAGCCAUUUUGUGGCUUACAGCUCCGUCAUGCUGGGUCUGCUUUUUGCUGUGCCCUUUUCCAUCAUCUUGGUCUGUUACGUGCUCAUGGCCCGGCGGCUGCUCAAACCAGCUUAUGGGACCACAGGAGGUCUGCCUCGGGCCAAGCGCAAGUCUGUGCGCACCAUUGCCUUGGUACUGGCGGUCUUCGCCCUCUGCUUCCUGCCUUUCCACGUCACCCGCACCCUCUACUACUCCUUCCGAUCACUUGACCUCAGCUGCCACACCCUCAACGCCAUCAACAUGGCAUAUAAAAUCACCCGGCCACUGGCCAGUGCCAACAGUUGCCUUGACCCUGUGCUCUACUUCCUGGCAGGGCAGAGACUUGUCCGCUUUGCCCGAGAUGCCAAGCCACCCACAGAGCCUAUUCCCAGCCCACAGGCUCGUCGCAAGCUGGGUCUGCACCGACCUAACAGAACUGACACUGUAAGGAAAGAUCUGUCAAUCAGCAGUGAUGACUCAAGACGGACAGAGUCCACACCAGCUGCAAGUGAGACUAAGGACAUUCGGCUAUAGCACCUCAGUCAGGUGUCAGUUCAUACAGGGGAGCUGUAGGGGACCAAGGCUUGUUCAAAGGGGCUGAUAUCCUCCGAUCCGGAUCAUCAACAGUUCACCCUUGGCAGGGGUUCAGGAUACUCAUCUUGUGGUCCCAAGAGUAACAGGACCCCAAAAUCCCCAAUCAUUUAUGUGUGUGAGUUGGGAAAUCAUAUCUUAAGAAAGGCAAUGCCAUCUGACUCCCAUGCAGACAGCUGCCAUUCCUGCCAAGGUACGUAGGCUGAGGUUCAGCCUCCUAAAUCCAAGGGAGAAGCAGGCCCAGAGAGGACGCAAGAGUCCAGGCUAGCUACCUGGAUUAGGAGUGGAAUCACAAGGUGACUAGAGGACCCUUGUUCCCAUGGUGAUGUAGGACGGACUCAGCUCAGAGGAGAACCCUCAGGCCAGGGGGCAAACAACUGAGAACUACUGUCAGAUCCGUCUGGAGCCUCCCCUGAGCUGGCAGCAGGUGGAAACCAUAAUUUAUAUGAAGGGCUGUGCCACCUUUUGGGCUGUGCUCUGGGGCAUGGCCUGGGAAGCUGUCGCCACCCAUACUGCCUUCUUUCAGUAAUAGGAAGUCUUGAACCGGGGAUCCCUCCUCAGUCCCCCAGGUCAACCCUGCUUUUAAGCCACUUGUCUUCUGUAUUGUACUAUGCCAGGCAUGGAAAGGAGUCAAAUCGGGCUCUAGUUCUUGGGGUUCCCCAGUACACAAAACCUCGCAUGUGCUGGUAAACGUCGAACCAUUUAACUGAACUGGGCGGGGGGGGGGAGCUUUUAUUUAUAACACUGCCAGUUGUUGUGGUGCAAUCAAUCCCACUGUGGCCAAUCCUAUUUCAAUUUCAAAUUACCAAAACAGUGGCAAAACCAUUACAAAAGUUCUGAAAAAUCAACUAGUUCUUUUUUCCCCCGGGCUUGUGGGGGAGGGUAGUGUUGCUGAUUAGGUAGAGUCUCGGGUAACCAAUGGCGGCCUUGGAAUUUGCCAUGUAGCUGAAGCUGACCUUGAACUCCUUACCCUCUAGCCUCCAUCGACAAAGCGCUAGGGUUACAGGCAGAUGCCACACCUGUCCGACAACUGGCUCUUAAAAGCAGAUGCAGGAGUACUUCAGCACGAGCCAUGCUGACUAACUGGGAAGAGCCCUGGUCAGGAAGCGUCCCUAGAAUGCAAGAAAGUGGACUGGGCCACCUCUACCUCCUCUCUGUCCCCUCUCCCCUCUCAGCCAUUAAAGCUGAGACACCCCCAAC
This is a messenger RNA of Grammomys surdaster, 2869 nucleotides long. RefSeq names its product purinergic receptor P2Y2 (gene P2ry2). NCBI's taxonomy places the organism in Eukaryota, Metazoa, Chordata, Mammalia, Rodentia, Muridae. Gene Ontology annotation, biological process: positive regulation of mucus secretion; phospholipase C-activating G protein-coupled receptor signaling pathway; blood vessel diameter maintenance. Gene Ontology annotation, molecular function: G protein-coupled UTP receptor activity; A1 adenosine receptor binding; G protein-coupled purinergic nucleotide receptor activity. Gene Ontology annotation, cellular component: plasma membrane. The transcript has 3 exons. The record is from RefSeq and is a predicted model, not a curated record. Bases 485 to 1612 code for a protein of 375 amino acids.